UCUCAAGGAGAAGAUGAAUGAGAGAGGAGGAGAUGCUAAUGGAAGAGGAGCUGUAGCUGAGAAGACAAGUGAGCCGCCGCCAUCAAAAGUUGAAGCUUUGGAUGGCUCCAACUAUGAGGAAUGGAGCGGACGGAUGAGGAGUGCCUUCAAACGCUACAAGCUACUGAAGAUUGCUGUUGGGGAAGAGAAGAUGCCAGAAGAAGGCGAAGCACGCGAACCGUGGAUUGAGAAAAGCGCGGUGCUUUUCGACCUCAUCCUUCAAUCGGGUUUACUGUGGAGCCAUGUGCUGAUGAGGAGGUAGUGGGUGAUAGUGACAGGAAGCUGUUUCAUUCGAUGGUUGGGUCGCUGAAUUAUGCUGCAAAUCAUACACGGCCUGAUAUUGCAUUUGCUACAUCACGAUUGGCUAGUGUGGUCUCACGCCCUAGUCAUGAGCAGCUGGAAGCGGCCAAGAGGUUGGUCCGCUAUGUGAGUGCUACGGCAUCAGUGGGAUUGGAGUACAGUGGAGUGAGGCAGCGGUUGCAGAGAGGUGCUGCAGAUGUGAAGAGUGGAGAGAUGCUCUUGAGUUGCU
This is a messenger RNA of Closterium sp. NIES-67, 568 nucleotides long. The record is from the annotation of a GenBank genome assembly. Lineage: Eukaryota; Viridiplantae; Streptophyta; Zygnematophyceae; Desmidiales; Closteriaceae.